Molecule: messenger RNA, 936 nt
Organism: Closterium sp. NIES-65
Lineage: Eukaryota; Viridiplantae; Streptophyta; Zygnematophyceae; Desmidiales; Closteriaceae
Source: the annotation of a GenBank genome assembly
AUGGCGUGGCACGCUCGGUCAUCGUGCGACCCGUCUCCCGCGGCGUGGACCACCGGCAGCGACGCGACCGGCCUUGUGACCGGCGGGCCGCGCAUGGCGCUCGAAGAGGGCGAGGGCGACGAGGGGGAGGAGAUAGCGGACGGGUGGGCGCUGGGGGACGGCGGCUGGGGGGAUGAGGAGGCGCAGGGGGAGGCGGACGUCGAGGAGCGCGCGGAGGGCAGGAGCCUGGCGGAGGAGGGCGCGGAGGAGGAAAGCGCGGCGGAAGAGAUGGAGGGAGAGAUGGCAGAGGGUGAGGGGGAAGGGGAGGAGGAGGAAGAGGGGCGCAUGCUGGCUGAGGGCGACUGGGAGGAGGAAAGCGAGGCGAGCGAGGUGGGAGAGGAGGAGGAGAGCGAGGAAAGCGAGGAGGGCGAGGAGGGAAGGAUGCUUGCAGAGGCGGAGGAGGCGGAGGAGGCGGAGGAGGAGGGGAGAGCUCUUGUGGAGGACAGCGAGAGCGAGGAGGAAGCAGGUGGAAUGGAUGGUGAUGCGGACGAGGGGGGUGAUGAGGCUGACGGACUUGAGAUGCCCAGGGAGCUUCAGGAGGAGGAGGAGGGGAUGGAGAGUGACGAGGAGGAGGCGGUUGAGGAUGAAGAGGGGGAUGAGGAGGAAGGGAUUGAGUUUCCACGUAAGCUGGCUGACGAGGACGAGAAGAAGGGCGAGGAGAAGGGGGAGAAGAAGAAGGAGGAGAAGAAGAGCGAGGAGAAGGGGGAGAAGAAGGAGGAGAAGAAGGAGGAGAAGAAGAAGAAGGAGGAGAAGAAGCCGGGGGUGCUGAAGAGGACGGCGAAUGCGAUCAAGAGCUUCUUCAGGAACAUUCGUGAUCGCAUCACUGGCAAGAACAAGAAGCCCGACAACAGCCCCCGCAAGGCAGGCCCCUCCGAUGCCAAGGAUGCCAAGGCCUAG